Molecule: messenger RNA, 386 nt
Organism: Drosophila kikkawai
Lineage: Eukaryota; Metazoa; Arthropoda; Insecta; Diptera; Drosophilidae
Source: RefSeq, a predicted model, not a curated record
CAGUCAGUAAAACAAAGAAGUGGCAAAAAAAAUUAAAUAGUUAUAUAUAAAGAAACUACAUUUCGGCUACCUAAUAUUUUCGCAGUCACCAUGAAGUCUCCGUUCCUCAUUGCCGUACUAUAUUUUUCGGUUAGCCUUGCUUAUGUCCAUAGUCCAGUGUAUAAUACCAUUUGCAAACGAACUGGCGGCUCAAUAACUUGCUAUCAAAACAACACUUGGGGCUUCAAUGAGCGGAAUCAUACAUGCUAUCCUGUGCCUAUGAAUAAAGAGCCAUGCGGAUUUUUCGAUGGUGUAAAGGGUUGCGAGGACUUUUGUCUUAAGUCCUUUGAAUACAUACGAAGACCUAAAGGAGUUUAAUUACAGAAAAUUAAAUGUAAAAAAUUCAA